Molecule: messenger RNA, 3647 nt
Organism: Zophobas morio
Lineage: Eukaryota; Metazoa; Arthropoda; Insecta; Coleoptera; Tenebrionidae
Exons: 33
Coding region: 375-3647 (1090 amino acids)
Source: RefSeq, a predicted model, not a curated record
GUAAAGGCCGUUAUACUGUUUUUGAAAGAAGGAAUGAGUUUUGUGAGGAACCUACAAAGGCUUUGGGCUUUAAGCACACAAAAUCAAUAUGUAUACCCGAUGUAUACCCGCUUAUUGGAUCUUCUUUGGAAGAUAGCUUAAAUUCUCAAACGAUUCAAAAAGGUUAUGAGUAUCCCGUUGUAGUUGGUGAAGAAUCUUCGGGAACAGCACGGUUUCUUAUAAAGAAUUCUUCUGACUUAGCUGAAAAGAUUAUAGCAAAUUAUAAAGUUCUACGAAAACUUCAUCAUCAAAAAAACAAGCUUGUAGAUUUAAAGGAGUUACCGCCCCGCCAGCAUAAUUUAGCCAAAGAGGAGUCCGUGAUUAAAUGGCUAAACAUGUUUGCAUCUGGCGCUCCCAUUCCUCAACUCGCUAAGAAAUCUCCUGUUUUGAAAACGGAGUCCAUCAUUUCUCUUCUCUACGAGCGCGGCAUCCCCUUCAUCCGUGCGGCUUGGUUAGUUCAGAUUCAUUUAAAGCACGAAAUUACUAGCAAAAGAUCGCGUCCAAAUCGGACUAAAGCUGAGGUGUUUGACGAGUGGACUGGCUAUAUUACGCGCCUCUUAGCUCAACAAAUGAAACAAGUUGCUGUUCCUAGAGGACCACCUUCUUUUCUUCAAAAAUUUGACUAUACUUUUUAUUUUUUAUGCCAUCAAACUAAAGAGGGCUUGACUUCUCCUGACGUGCUUCUCAAUUGGUUCAUCGAUAAACUUGCUACCGCUGAUGACUUUCAACUUUGUAUUCUUCUAUUGCGCUCCCUACUGGACUUUUUGCCGUACUUUGCUCCUCGGCGAUCCCAAUCCCGCCGUUUAUUUUUGGCAUGCACUCGUCUGCUUAAACUUUUUUCCUCGAAUGAUCCGCGUGGCGUGGGCCGCUUGGCUUUUUUACUUGUGCAGUUUCUCGUCGUGAUGUUUCCAACAGCGUUUGUUGGAUUUGCGCUGGAAAGUGAUUUUCGUAUAUCAAACUUGGAUUGGCUUCCAGAUUUUUCUACUCCUAUUCAAAAAUGCUUACAACUAACUUUUGAGGAAUCCGUUCGUGCUAUUGAGCGUCGCUCAUUAUUAUUAUUUUCCAAAGAUUUAUUAUUAGAAGAAAGUUCUGAAUUUAAAGAACUUUUGAAGUUAUCCGCGUUGGACUGCUUUUCUUCCUGCGAAACGCGCGGAGACGCUUCUCGUUCUCUGGAAGAUUUGUUCGGGAUUAUCUUUCCGCAUGAUCAGCAGAGCGACUCUUUGGCCAGCCAUGUGGACGCGUCGCUAUUUUUAUUGUGCCGCUGGGCAACUAUUUCUCACCGCAUUGGCGCAUCUCGCCGGCUCGUGGCUGUCUAUUUGCUACUGCUGCUAAAAAAAAAAGCGCCGUCGCUCUUCUUGCAUGCUCUUCUGUACGACUUUUUAGAAAAAUAUAAAGAUGAGUGCAUGCAAUCAAUCGAAGAGUUCGCCCAACUUGUCGAACUUUUUGGAGAUUUCGUAAGAGAAGGCCUGUUUGACUACCUCGCGUACAUGUCAAGACUUAUCACUUGCAACAAGAAAAUGCUGCAGAGCUCUUUUCAUUGGCGAUUUGUCCAGGCGCUUCCCUGCUAUUCGGCGGAUGCGUAUGCGAGAAACCUGCGAAGGUGUCUUCUAUUCGACCAAUCACUUCUCUCGGACGACUGCUCUUCCGCCGUCCUGCUUUCCUGCGCCGUUGAGCAGUAUAUAAAUUCUCUUUCCGGCGGCGACACUCCUCCUUUGAUGCUUCCAAUUCAUUAUUAUUUCAAUUACUACCGUAAAUUCUAUGAAAAUAUGACCAACCACAGCACGGAAAGCAAGUGCUCUGAAAAUAAUGAAACUAAUGGACCGCUUUUAGUAAACAGCAUUAUGGAGUUGCCUUGCCUUUACCAGCGCGAUAUAUCCGCGUGGAUACACGCUUGUCUUCAAGAGCGUCUCGCUAAUGAGGAUUAUAUAGUUAGAUAUGAUUGGUGUUUCCUUGACCAAUUAUCGGAGCUUCUACUCAUUAUUUCAGCGUUGAACGACUUUUCCGUCCUUUUUUCCUGCUUGGAGCUUCUGGUUGCCCACACGAGCUCUCCCGACGUUCAUUUAGUAAUUACGGCGGCAUUAUCGACUAAUUGGCGCGCAUUGGCCACGUCGAUAGACGUUCAUCAACGCCUAUUCGCCGCUGUUGCUAAAAGCUUCUCUACGGUGGAAAGCGCUGCAAAAUGGCUUAGCGCUCCCAUUGGCCAGAAGGUGCGACUCCUAUUACGACAGGAAGUUUUUGACCAGGACGACCUCCAUCCGCUUGACGAGGGCGAGGUCCCACGUGUUUCUCAGCGUUCUGCGCUUUUUUCUGAGGAACUUUUAAGCCUCUUCCCUUCUCUCCCAGCCAAUAAGAAUUCUGUCAUUCGCGUCUGCAACCAGAAAUGGGCGGCACGUCACUUCUUUGCUCAACUUUUACAGAAAAUAUGUCACUUUGAUUGGAGCAGUUCAAAAGAGUCAGUAAAAAAAAUUUACCAAUGGUGUGCUGUUUGUGCGGUCAUCAACGAAAAUCAUUGGCUGAAUGCCACUAUACUCGAGUGCUUAAAAAAGUUACUUCUCUCCCACCCACCCUCGCCGGUCGCUGAUUGGUUCAUAUUGGGCCUUUUUCUGGUUGGUCUCUGCGGAAAAAUUUGUCUGUCUUUGUCCGACCUCACCGAAGAGGUGCUUGUCGAGCUCAUUCGGUCGUUGACCAAUCAGGUGAUUACUGAUGCCGAUACAGACCUCCAAGCUGUCCGUGGCGGCCUCUUAUUAGUUAAAACUCUCCAUGUGGAAUCCCACGUGGUGGAUUUACCACUCGAAUCGAGCCGGGACAGACUUUGUUUUCAAGCUGCUCGACGUUCUUUGGAACCUGCUGCCCUCGUGUUGCUUGUAGCCGAAUUAUGCCGCUUACGCAAAUGUGCUAAGCCGGACGCCUUGCUUACCCAUAUCAAUGAGCUACUCUGCCACCUGCUUGCUGACGACCACGUGCGGGGUUAUUGCUUGCUGCACACUGAUGCCCUCAACUCUGCUUUUCGCAGAAAGCCGCCUUCUUCUGCGCUUAUCACCGUGGCGCAUGUGCUACAUUACGAAAAAAGCUCAUGGGUUAUUGGUGAAGUCGAAAAAAUGGAUCCUCUUAUUCGUUUAAAGGAGGAGUUUGCCCGCCUGGACAAGUGGACUCUGUGCUUUUGCGCUGCAGAACUGAAAUUGAUCUGUGACGAAUGGGACAAGGCCUCCGAAGAAGCUCAGUUUUUAUUGGCUGCUACACUUGUUCUUGAAAAAUUGCGCCAAGACGCCUGGGCUGUCCCCGAGGGCAAACCACUUGCCCCUCUUUUACUGAGUCUGCCCUCGAAGCUGCAACAUUGCAUUAUUGCCGAAGCCACUCGGAUCUUAGCAUGUGGCGCGCCCCGUUGGUGGGCACUCUCUCCUCUCCAGCAAGCGCUCUCGGGCAGUGCGACGGCAGAGGAGCCAUUUUCAUUAGAAUUAGAGCUACCGUACACUAAACUGCUUGCUUUCUGCUUACAAAAUAGCGAGGAGUUGAAAAUAAAAUUCUCUAUUUUUCUAUUGGAACAGUUUCUUUUGUACGUUAAGGACACCUCUGACCCUCUUCCCGUCACACAGCAUAAAGGCAUAUAA